AAGAAGCCAUUCAAUUGCGCUGUGUGCGGGAAGGCAUUUGCAGAUUCAUCAACUCUUCGCAAUCACCAAAAAACACACUGUGAGAAGCCAUUCAAUUGCUCUGUUUGUGUGAAGGCAUUUGCCCGUAAAGCAGAUCUUCACACUCACCAAAAAACACACACGGGCGAGAAGCCGUUCAAUUGCGCUGUGUGCUGGAAGGCAUUUGCACGGAAAUCAGAUCUUCACAAGCACCAGAAAACACACACGGGCGAGAAGCCGUUCAAUUGCUCUGUGUGUGGGAAGUCAUUUGCAGAUUCAUCAACUCAUCACCAGCACCAGAAAACACACACGGGCGAGAAGCCGUUCAAUUGCUCUGUGUGUGGGAAGUCAUUUGCAGAUUCAUCAACUCAUCACAAGCACCAGAAAACACACGGCGAGAAGCCGUUCAAUUGCUCUGUGUGCGGGAAGUCAUUUGCCCGUAAAGCAGAUCUUCGCAAUCACCAA
Messenger RNA from Callorhinchus milii (elephant shark), 483 nucleotides. Its product is annotated as gastrula zinc finger protein XlCGF7.1-like. Lineage: Eukaryota; Metazoa; Chordata; Chondrichthyes; Chimaeriformes; Callorhinchidae. Gene Ontology annotation, cellular component: nucleus. The record is from RefSeq and is a predicted model, not a curated record. Gene Ontology annotation, biological process: regulation of transcription by RNA polymerase II. Gene Ontology annotation, molecular function: RNA polymerase II transcription regulatory region sequence-specific DNA binding; DNA-binding transcription factor activity, RNA polymerase II-specific.